GGCGUGCGCAUGCGUAGCUUUACUGUUGUCAAGUUUGAACAGACAUGCAAAAUGACUUGAGACAUAGAAUAACUAACGGAGCAGAUACUGCUUUGUUUAAACACACACAGUAUCGUUACAGCACGGGUGCGGGCAGAAAGAUGGCAACUGCUAGCUUCCUGGCCGGGAGUCCCUUGCAGGGGGGUAGGUCACCACUUGCGCAGCAGCUGCCACAACUGAUGCAGGAAACAGAGUUGCAGAAGCUGUUGACAGAUGAGCGAAUGCGCAGUGAGCAACAUAAAACUAACUACCAGCAGCUGAAACUAGAACACUCAAGAUUACAAGAUGAGUACAUGCAUCUACAAACGGAGGUUAAGACUACUAUUGAGGAGAGCCGCAUUGUACAGGAGAAGUACAAGUCAAUGUUGGAACAAACCAGGAGAGAACUUAUAGAGAGGACAGCUGAGGUCGAGGAGCUUCGUACCAAGGUAGUGACCCCCCAGAGACUGGACAUCCUCAAGCUACAGGUGACUGAGGACCUGGAAAAGACCUACCGGGAGAAGUACCACAAGCAGGAGCAGGAGAUUGAGGAGUAUCGGAACGCACUCAAUAAAGUCAGAUGGUUCUCCUUCCUGAAGUCCGAGUAUGAGCAUGACAAGCUGGAGAGUCAGAGAGUUUUGGAAGAGGUGAAGAUGCAGCACAAUGCAGAGGUGACCAACCUCCGAAAAGAGAGGGAUACAACAAUCAGUCGUAUCACGACUGAGAACACGGCAGACUCUCAGAAGGUGCGAGUGUUACAGCGGGAGAAUGCUCAGCUCCACCUCAAGCUGAAGAGCCUUCUGUCAGAAAUGGAGGAGAUCCGCGAUCAAAGGGAGAAAAUUGGACUGGAGUCUGAUAGUGUCACUCGCAUUCAGUCCAAGCAGCUUGCAGAGAACACUGCUGUAAUCAAGACUCUUGAGGCUGAGAGGGAAUCCCUGCGUCGUCAGUCAGACAGCCUCCAGAGGGAGCUGUCCGGGACUGGGGAGACCCACAACCGACUCACGGGUAAGAUCCAUGAACUGGAGAAGGAGAACCUGGUGUUCAAGAACAGAGUAGAGGAGCUGACACACAAGAACAAGGUGGAGCUGACCAAUCUGAAGAUGGAGAUGCUGAAACAGAGGGGCGAUUUGGAGAGGGAGCGUGACAGGCUGGCUAACAUGGUGGAAGAUAUGCAGACUAACAUUGAAAUCUCGGAGCAUAAGAUAGAGCGUCAGAGUCUGGCGCUGGAGGAGAAGGAGCGUGAGGCCGUGAGACGAGUUCAGGCUGCCAGGGAGGAGGAGUUCACCAAGUUCACACAAGCAGAGAAUGAAAAGUUGGAGUUGGAAGCUAAGCUUCAGGAAGUUGACAGAAGAAAGAUUGAUGAGGAAGCUGCAAGACAUGCAGAGCAAGAGCGUAUGGGAGAAAGAAUAUCUUCAGCAAACAGUGCUCGAGAUUCAGCAGAGAAGGAACUACUAGUGCUCAAGACACGAAUACACAAUUUCGAGUCUCUACAAAGUCAGUUGGAGCGAGAAAGGGGAGAAAACUCUGAUCUGAAGAGUAAAAUCAGCAAGCUUGAAGCGGAGUUGGGUGGUUUCCUAGGAAAUGAACAUGACAUGACUGAUCAAGUGAUCAAGUUAAGGAACCAAAACGAGUUGUUAAAAGAUGAACUGAGAUUAACACAGGAUCAGAUGGUGAAGAUUCAGGACAACCAUGAUCGUAUCCUGGCCAGCCAGAGGGCAGCACUAGUGGAUGAGAAGACACAGCUGGGGUUAAGGGUUCAGGAAUUAGAGGAGAAGUACAGCAAUGCUCAUUCUAAACUACAGAAAGCAGCUUCCAUUCAUAAAAAGUACAAGAAGAAGCAUCACAGAGUAACAGAUCACCUCCGAGAAAAGCUGCAGGUGCUUGAUGCUAAGAACACAGAGCUAGACCUUGAGAAACAAGCACUUUCGCGCUGUGUCCCCCAGGAUGCUUAUAACCGUCUCAAGAAGCAGUGGAAGGACCUGUACCGGCGCCACCAAGAGUUCCGGGCCAUGUUGCUGCCUGGUGUCAGGCAUGUCAACAUUGGGGACAAAUCAUUUGCAACCAUCAAUAUGCCAUUUGAUGCCUCACUGCCAAACUGGAGUGUCUUAGAUUUGGAGCGAGAACACCAGGAAGAUCUACAACUGCUGAAGCGACGGCUGGACACCCUUGACGACACACAAAGGCAACAGCUGCAGGAGCUGACAGAGAUCACAAACACCUCCUUCCGCCGAUCACAAUUUGACGGCCAUACAACACUGACCAAGGCUGACCUUGAUUGUCACAGUACACGUAGAGACAAUGUGGAGGAUUCCAGAGAAAAGGCAGAUGAAGAAAAAGCCUCCAUUUGAUAUUUGUUGUAAACUCAUAAUUACUGAUCAAUAGUCUUCAUUCUCUUUAGAUGAUUUGGUUAUAUUUUUUCGAAUUUCUACAUGUUUAAAAUAUAUAAAAGUGUCUAUAUCAUCUCAGGAUCAUUUAUCUUUCUUACAGAAUGCUAUCAUGUCAUUGAUUUUAAGUGCCUAUAUACUCUUUCCAGUCAGUUUUCCAGGGUAUCUGAAAGGCAAUUGUCUGUUCAUGGGGAAUACUAGAGGGCUUCUGUUAGUGCAGACCAUUGUUUGUCUGAUUCAUUAGAUCUGGACACUAUUGCUGUACAAUUCAAUGUAGUGAAACUAAAAACAAGGAAACAUGGUCAUUAUGAAAUUGUUUUGUAUAUCUUUGUUAUAUUAUAUAUAUUGUAAUAUAUGUAUAGAUAAAAUAAACUUUGUCAAAAUGAA
Molecule: messenger RNA, 2789 nt
Organism: Haliotis rubra (blacklip abalone)
Lineage: Eukaryota; Metazoa; Mollusca; Gastropoda; Lepetellida; Haliotidae
Product: centrosomal protein of 83 kDa-like
Cellular component (GO): centrosome
Source: RefSeq, a predicted model, not a curated record